AGAUCCAUUUUUUCUUCAACGAUACCAUAAUAUAUAUUGCUCGCUCCAAAAAUGGAAAUACUGUUACGCCGAAUUAUUAUUAAUUUCUAUCUGUAAAAUAAAAAUCAUCUUUCAAAGUUAUGUCUUCGAAGCCUGUUGUAUCGCCAGAAGCCUUCCAGGCGAUGCAAAAUGUCGACAUCGAUGCUAUUGUGAAGCUAGGAGAGAAAAAACUGAGAGUUUUGCUGCCAUGUCUUGUUCGCAUGUCGCUCUGUGCGCCGCUGGACACCAGCAACAUUUGGGUCCAGGGACGCAAGAAGCUUCUACGGGUUCUCUCCGGCCUGGAAGUCGUCAACUCUAUCGUAGCCCUUUUGUCGGUCGAUUUCAGUACGCUCGAACAAGAUGCUUUGAAAGAAGCGAAAAUGAGGCAAAAACUAGGAGAUGCAGAAAACCACUUGACGGCUCACAUUCAGCAUGGUUUAGCUCUGGAGUUUGAGAAGAGUGAUUCUGCCAGACGUUUGAGGUUACUCAUCAGUGAACUUCUCUUUAUAUCCAGUCAGAUCAAGGAACCAACAGAUUUCACUCCCCGGACUUGUGAGCUGUUUGAGAAUGAGGUUUACAGGGAAGAGGUUUCUGAUGUUCUCUGUAUUGCUCAAGCAGAGUUGCCGUCCUUGCUUCCUGUGAAUAGACUGGCUGAGGUGCUGCUGAGAGUUAAGCUAGGACCAACCAUGCUAUGCAGACUUGUAGCUAAUAUUCCAGAUAGCUUCUUUCAAGUGUGCAAUGUUCUGAUCAAGAGUGGAGAGCGUCAGGAUGAGGACAGCAUCGGCGGUAGAAGAAGGACUGAAAGCUUGAGACUACUAGCAGCCAUGAAUCCCAGUCAGACACUCAAACUCAGAGCCCUAGCUGUUGAGCAGUGUCGUCUACCUGGUCUAGCUGUAGCUCUAUCCUUAGACCAUGCAGUGAGGAGUAAAGCUGCCGGGGGCCAGGGGGACAUGGUGAGCUUCCUGAGUGGUCUGCUCCUGGGAAGCAGCUCUACGGUACGCAACUGGUUUGCUCAGUUUGUACGCUCCAGUCAGAAGUUGAAGCAAGAGAACACAAUGUUGCAAUGCCUCAGGGAUCAUCUUCUUCAAGAGCUCAAAUCCAUCACUCCGUCCAAGGAACACUUCAGGGACCUCCCCGCCAGGAAUGUAGUACAGGCCAGCGCAUUCAUGAGGCUCUACUGUGCACUCAAGGGGAUUGCAGGCAUGAAGUUCAGUGAGAUAGAAACCAAGCAGCUAUUACGUCUCUUGACCAGCCACCCUCCUCCAACAGCAGCGGGCAUUAGGUUCAUCUCCAUGGGACUCUGUAUGCUACUUGCUUGUCCAUUCUUAGUCAGUGUUGAUGAUGAGAAGAUAGUGACACAAUGGAUUAAUUGGUUGGUCAAGGAAGGACCCAGAUUUGAGACGGAGAGUGGUGUAAGCGCUUCCUUCAGUGAGAUGUUGCUCCUGAUGGCCAUUCACUUCCAUGCGAAUCAGAUGCAGGCUAUCGUGGAUUUAGUUUGCACCACUCUUGGAAUGAAGAUUGCCAUGAGAACAAACUCCCUUGCCAAGAUGAGGCUCCUCUUCAUUCAAGACAUAUUCACAGAACAGGUUGCGGCAGCACAUGCUGUAACGGUAGCUGUCACACCUAAGCUGAGUGCAUCGACGACAGGUUUCCUACCGGUACACUGUGUGUUCCAUCUACUCAAGAGCAGGGCAUUCACCAAACACAACAUUCCAAUCAAAGAUUGGCUGUUCAGACAGAUUUGCAAUGCGACCCCUCCCCUCCACCCUCUGCUUCCCCCUCUCAUUGAAGUGUUUGUGACCUCGGUCGUCAUGCCCACCCAGUCAGGCUCCAAGCACCUGCGGAACGCUCCACUCUCUGAGAGGGAGAUCCUGUCUGUUUUUAAAUCAUCCGCUGUGUCCUUUGUGAGUGGGUCGGAAGCCAUGGAGGUGGAUGAGAAGACAGAGAUUGGAGAGGAAGAGCGAAUGACGGCACAGCUGCUCAUGCUCUACUAUGUGCUACUCUAUGAAGAUUGCGUGCUGAAUAAUAUGAAACAUCUCAUGAUCAUCAACGAGCGACCCUUGACCUACUCCAGCCAACUCAUCUCCCAGCUGCCCAUCAAGUACCUGGUGCGACACGCCCAGACCAAGCAGACAGAGUACGGCGCCCUCUAUCCCAUCCUGCUGCGCUGCGUGUCGACCCACUACCCACACCUGUGCCUGGUGGAGGAGUGGCUGGCGGACGAGGUGGAGGAGAGGACACGACAGAGGACGAGGAAGAGGAAGAUCGGUGGGAGGAGGGCGGUGAGAGAGAAUUGUACACCAGAGGAACUCAAGAAAGCUUUGUCCAUGGUCUUGACCAACCCCACCCCGGCCGUUCUAAUCUUGGAAUCACUGCUUGACAGAGACAACCCUCAGCUGAUGGAGUAUUCUGACACCCUGGUGGCCAGUCUCUUGGGACUGCUUGACCCACAGGUACCUAGGAAGGUGACCAGUAUGGCGGUCAGUCUGUGGCACAAACUCAACACUGUCAUGCCAAGAAAAUUACAUGUGAUGACAGUCAAUGCAUUAGGCGAGACCGCACCAGUGACGCCAUUCAGUGAGGAAGAUUUGACCCUUGACCCCCUCAUAGUACUAAGGUGUGACCUGCGGGUAUUCAGAUGUCCGCCCGUCCUGGAGCUGGUGCUGCAGACCCUAAGAGCCUACCUAGCAGCAUGCAGGGCGUACCUCUCCUCACACAUCCUCUCCAACCCCACCGUGGCACGGGCUAGACCAGACACCAGCAGCCCCACGGCCCUCCCCUCUCAGUUAGAGAGGGAAGAACUCAAGGCGGCACUGCUCAUCACACAGGAGAGCGCGGCCAUGCAGAUACUGCUCGAGAUCUGUAUGCCAUUUGAUAAUGAGAAGGUUGAAGAGAGUCGUCUGUCCUGCCUGAGAGAGAUUCAGUGCCAGGUGUGUUCAUUGUUACAUCAGAUGUUCAUUGCUGACCCAAACCUAGCAAAGCUGAUCCACUUUCAGGGUUACGCGAGUGAGCUUCUACCCGUGACAGUAGCAGGUGUUCCUUCGAUGCACAUCUGUCUUGAUUUCAUCCCCGAGCUACUGGCCCAGCCUGACAUGGCCAAACAGGUGUUUGCAAUUGAACUCACAUCUCAUCUAUGUCUCCAGUAUGCCCUACCCAAGUCACUGAGUGUAGCUCGAUUAGCCAUCAACGUGAUGUCAUCAUUACUUACAGUUUUGACUGGUGAGCGAUGGGCAAUCUUCUACAAGGCCACACUGCCCUCCAUAGUUCGUAUCUGCCGAGCAUUCCCUCCACUCUACGAGGACAUCACAUCGAUCCUUGUCCAGCUUGGAAGGGUGUGUGCAUCUAGGAUAGCUACAGCAGGCAACAGCCCUGAUUAUAUCGGGAGCGAUGCAGAGCUGGCACAGAUGAUGAGCACGGGCGGACAGGCGGCUAGUGCCCUCAGGAGCAACGAGAAGAACAGUGACAGGGUGCUUCUGAAGUCGGUAGAAGACACGUUUGCUGAAAUCGUGAGACUUGCCAUACUGCAGAAGGACUGUGAAGCAUGAGCAAGUCAACAGCGGGGAGGUUGGAAGAAACCAUCGAUAUUAGUGUUUAUCAUCAAGAAUAAAGUUAUUUGAGAGUUUCGAUACUUGAUUUGGAAAGCUGCAAACUUGCCUGACAAUCUGCAUGAGCAGACAGUCCAAAGUCCACUAAACGAUUGGAGUCCAUUUAAGUUGAACAAAUGGACAAGUCCAAUGCUAAUAUUUUUUGUCCAUAUAAUUUGCUUCAUUAUCUAGUAAUCAUGUAUGAAGUUUUAUUUCAGAUGUUCCUGUCUAUCCCCCCCCCCCCCCUCUCUCUCUCUUUCUGUACCUCAGAUAUUGUUGAAUUGUCAUGUGUGAUAACUUUUCCUUACAAUGGAUUUACACCGACUAUUGUGCUAGGUAGAAAGAAUUUAUAUUUCUGGAAUUAAAGAUACUCUAUGAGUUUAAACCCAAUUUCUUAAUACUUUAAACUGGCUGUCAUCUGAUUACUAGUUUGUAAUUGGCCAACAACUAAGCUUAAUCAGAUUUUUACAAAUAAGGACCCUGGUAAUGCUUAUGAGAAUUUUUGACAUCCAUAUUCAUUUCAUUCAAAUAGUAAUUACCCUUGUUGGGGGAUUUAUUCUUUGUAUCUCUUUGUCUCAUAUAUUCCAGGAAUAUUCCAGUGAGUGAGUAGUAAUGACAUCCUGUUGUCAUAUCUAAAAUCAUGCAAAGAUAUCUUACCCCAUUUGAAAGUUGCGAUAAACCUUACCUGGAUGGAUAAUGCAUGAAUGUGCCUGAAUUAUCUCUCAAAAUGUUUCUGUAUAUACAUGUAAAUACAUGUACAAUUAUUUGUAUAUAUAUUUUGCAAAUAAAACUCAAAUGCUACACA
Messenger RNA from Strongylocentrotus purpuratus (purple sea urchin), 4407 nucleotides. It is a transcript of the gene ints2, whose product is annotated as integrator complex subunit 2. The transcript is spliced from 22 exons. The record is from RefSeq and is a predicted model, not a curated record. NCBI's taxonomy places the organism in Eukaryota, Metazoa, Echinodermata, Echinoidea, Camarodonta, Strongylocentrotidae. Gene Ontology annotation, biological process: snRNA 3'-end processing. The coding region runs from base 120 to 3563 and encodes 1147 amino acids. Gene Ontology annotation, cellular component: integrator complex.